AUGGAGCCAAGUACCCGUAAGACCAGUGAAUCAGAGGAAGACUAUGGUGAAGAAGAGGAAUCCGAGGAACCCCUGGCCAUCAAUCUGACCAACUGCAAGUAUGAGAGUGUGCGUCGGGCAGCCCAAAUGUGUGGCCUGAAGGAGAAAAUCAACCACUUCCCUGGCAUGACAGAAAUCUGCCACAAAGAUCUGCUGGCUCGGAACCUCAACCGCAUGCAGAAACUCUAUCCUACUGAGUGCAACAUCUUCCCGUGCACCUGGUGCCUCCCUGCAGACUAUGGGGACUUCCAGUCCUAUGUCCGUCAGCGAAAAACCCGCACUUAUAUCUGUAAGCCAGACAGGGGCUGUCAGGGACGUGGCAUCUUCAUCACCCGAAAUCCAUGGGAGAUCAAGCCAGGAGAACAUAUGAUCUGCCAGCAAUACAUCUCCAAGCCCUUCCUCAUUGAUGGCUUCAAGUUUGACAUGCGAAUCUAUGUCCUGAUCACAUCCUGUGACCCUCUUCGGACCUUCAUGUAUGAGGAGGGUCUGGCCCGCUUUGCCACCAUGCCCUAUGUGGAGCCCAGCCACAGCAACCUGCACAAGGAACCUAGGCAUGGAAUUAAGAUUAGUGUUAGGGAGCUUCCUGUCUGCAGCCCGGCCCCACUGGUCGUCCCUCUCAGCACUGGGCCUCACAGGAAGCUGUCAACACUCAACGCCUGGCUGCAAGAGCACAGCUACGACCCCCGAGAGCUGUGGGGAGACACUGAGGACAUCAUCAUCAAAGCCAUCAUCUCAGCACAUUCUGUUCUUCACCACAGCUACCGAACCUGUCUUCCCCAGUAUCUGAGUGGAGGUACAUGUGCCUGUUUUGAGAUCCUCGGUUUUGACAUCUUGUUGGACCACAAGUUGAAACCCUGGCUGCUGGAGGUAAACCACUCUCCAAGCUUCACCACUGACUCACACCUUGAUCAAGAAGUGAAGGAUGCACUUCUCUGUGAUGCCAUGACCCUUGUCAACCUCCGGGGCUGUGACAAAAGAAAGGUGAUAGAAGAGGAUAAGCGGCGAGUCAAGAAGCGGCUUUUCCAGUGCCACCAACAGCCAAGAGAAGCCAGGGGCCCCAGGCUAGAACAAACUGAGUCAUCCCAUGCAGCAAUGCUGGACCAGGAACGCUAUGAGGAUUCCCACCUGGGGGGAUACCGGCGGUUCUACCCUAGGCCUGACACGGAGAAGUACGCCUUCUUCAAGCACAACGGCUCCCUCUUCCGGGAGACUGCUGCUUCCAAGGCCAGAGAGGAGUGUGCCAGGCAGCAACUAGAAGAGAUCCGCCUUAAGCAGGAACAGCAGGAGACCUCAGGCAAUAAGAGGCGAAAGGAAAACAAGGACCAGAACCAGGGUGAAUCAGGAAGGGAGAAGAGCCAAUCCAGGGCCCGGCUCAGGGGCCUUUCCACCCACUUGGCUUAUAGGAACCGGAACCGGGAGAAAGAGGUGUCAGGGGUUUUGCAGCUCUUGCUUUUCUGCAGGAAAACGGGUUGGGACUACGAGAGAAGGGAAUCUCUGCUGUCCUCUCCUCCUCUUGUACGAGAGAUGAGUUCCUAAUCAGUACGUUGAAUCUGACCUUUUGGAACAGGAGGUGAGAAAGUGGAUAGCAAAGGGAACCUUCCACCAAGGCCAGGGAAGGGACAGAGGUAGAGUGGGCAGGAGUCUUGCAGCCAUCCUUGUUGAUGACUGGGGACUCAUUCUUGGAGAUCCUGCAUUCAUCUCUCAUGUACCUUGUAGCUGCUACCAGUACACCUGGACACUAUGCAGCCGCAAGAAAUUGUGGAAGAGGAGGAGCUGGAGCGGAUGAAGGCCCUGCUACAAAGGGAAAAUCUCAUCAGAAGUCUGGGUAUCGUAGAGCAGAUCACCCGCAUGCUGUACCCCAGCCACCGGGGCCAGAAAAAACUUCAUGAGUAUCGGAUGAGGGUCCCUGCACAGCCUCUCAUAGAACAAGGGAACAAGGGCUCUACCGCACAUGGUGGUGGCCACAGCCAAGGAGGCUAAUGUGAUGGUGUCUGGCAGUGGAGCCUGGGAAAGCAGUGUAUGCUGGGCCUUGGGAAAGGGUCUGUUGGUUGCUUUUGCAUGUGUUCCGAAGCUCCCUUGUUUCUAGUAAUGACAUCCAGCCAAGAGCAGUCUCACUUACAAGAGACUUGUUCUCUAUAUUCCUAUCUUGCAAUAACCCCAAACUCAUGACUGACAACAAGGCCAUCACCCUCAGCGGCUUCUGUGUAAUCUCUCCCUAGCACUGCCAGUGCUGUGGCUCUAACGGGAGAUAAAUAAAUGAUCUUGGGCCAACAAAACAGCUACCAAGUUCACUAUUCCCUGGGCUAGUAGCAAACCUGUUGGGUCCUCUGUUUUUGUUGAAUCCCAAAGGAGUAACUGGUUAAAUAGUGGGCAUGGCCUAGAAGAGAUUUUUCUUGUCUUAUUUUCUUCCACCACACCAUCCAGCCUCACAAGAAAUGUGGUAAGGGGCUGCUCUUCUCCUCUAGGCUAGAUUUCACCAGGACGGGCUGGGCAGUCAAGAACUGCAAUGUGUGAAUCUGGUCCCAUUGGUCCUCCUGAGAAGGGCCGCCAAAGAGCGGGGUCCUCAUUUCCUGCAUCCAGUUCGGCCCCAUGAAUUGAUCCCCAGGAUCUUAGGGCCACUGCCAAGCAUGAAUGCUGCAAUUCCAUAUCAUUCCUGGUGCCAUCUGCAGCCCAAGAAUGUCAACUGGAUGAGAGAUCCAGCAGACAUCAGCCCCUGUUCAUUGUCAAUGAAGACAUGUGGAAGGCGCUAUUUUUCCAGCGCCAGAAUCAGGCUCACUAGCCGUAAGUAUGCAAAACUAGCUUUGGUCACUCUGACUUGUAUAAAGUCCCACUAGCAAAUAUUACAGCUGGGAUGCUCCCAAAAUAUCAUUUGGCACUUCCAGCAGUGUGGGGAUGGAGGAGGUAGUGGACCCAUUUAUUUACCUCCUUCUGUGUACUAAACCCUGGUGAUAGACAUGGCAGAAAUACAUCCAACAAAUGUAACAGGGAUAUGGACAAGUAAACACACCAAUUACAAUACAAUGUGGUAAAGAUGCUGGAGGGAAGCAUGAGAUGCCAUUCCUCUGUGUUGGUAAUUGGGCAACAGUUGGGAAAGAGGUGAGCAAAUCUCUUCUGUGAAUACCAACUCAGGGGGACCCAUGUUUCCACUGCAGAAGGCCAAACCAGCAGAAGGCUAGAAGCCAUAAACCGAGCCCUGGCAGGAUCAGUGCCACCCUUUUUAACCCCAAGCUAGGGCUAUCUUCUGCAACGGGAAA
Messenger RNA from Balaenoptera musculus (blue whale), 3293 nucleotides. RefSeq names its product tubulin polyglutamylase TTLL13-like. Gene Ontology annotation, biological process: protein polyglutamylation; microtubule cytoskeleton organization. Gene Ontology annotation, molecular function: tubulin binding; tubulin-glutamic acid ligase activity. Gene Ontology annotation, cellular component: cilium. Lineage: Eukaryota; Metazoa; Chordata; Mammalia; Artiodactyla; Balaenopteridae. The record is from RefSeq and is a predicted model, not a curated record.